CAGUCAAUUAAAAGAAAGGACUUUCCCUGAAACUUUUUCUGCAGUUGAAGAACAAACAGAACAAAUGAAGGAGAUUCUUCCAUCUCCCUUCAGCACGAAGGUAAAGACUGGAAACCUAGGAAACAGGCCAAUCACAGCAGGAAUUGAUAUUAGACAGAAGGCUUCUGAAAAAUUUAUUGACCAGCAUCAGGUAGACACUCAGUUGAUAGAAAAACAGGAGCAGAAUCAGCAGAGCAAGGCAAAAGGAACACCUCGGAAGAGUUUUCUGAAGCGAAAAGAAGGUACUGUAAGGGUCAAAAAAAGUAAACAGAAGCCUUUCAAAGAAGUGAGCCAGCAUUCCAGAACUGAUGUGGGGCACUGGAGUCUUUUCUCCCAGCCGGGACAAAUGGAUGCAGGGAUACUGCAGCCAAGGGAAUACCCUCAUGUAAAUCUGCAAGUCAGCAGCUCCAUGCAUAUAGGUACACAUGGAAAAAAGGCAAACUGUGCUUUAGCUGAGAAGGGAAUUAAGGCUCAGACUGACUGUGAAGUGAAAGUACGGGAGCAAAGUGCAGAAGAAAAAGUAGUGAUUAGGAGAGAUGAAGAUGCUGUUGGCUCACCUCAUAAGAAGUGGACUGAAAUCAUGAACUCAUGUCCUGAAACAACAGAAAUGAACCUACAAUUAGGUGGGGAAAGUGAAACUAAUCACAAGGAUUCCCUAGAGCAAGCUGACAGAACUGAUGGAAGACUUAUGAAGGAUACACUGCAAAUAAACCUAGGUAGAACAAAUCAGCUUCUACAGGGUGAGCUCAGAGAGGAAGAAGAAAGCCCUUUGGAAGUCCUGCAAAAGUGUUCUACACUUCAGGGUAUAGAAUCAGAACGUAUGAGGAAAGGAGAGUGGAGUGCAGUCCCUGCAUUCACACAGGGCCAGAAGCAUGUGCAGGUAUGCCCACAAGAACUUGUUUCAGGGAGCCAGAGCCCAGAAAGCAAAGGACAAAUCCACACUGGUUUUAAGAAGGUCAAUGAUAAGAUCAUAAAAAUUACUUGUAACUCGCUUGAGACUGUGGAGCAAGGAAGCUCAUCCGAGCAGGAAUGGCAAAGGAACGGGACAGCUGCCAUGACAUGGCAUGUUGCAUCUUCAUCCCAUGGGUCAGGCUGCUUAUCCUCCAGUAGUGAUGAUGACCCCAAAUCUCAUUGCAGUCAAUAUCCCUCCCAGCAUGGGCCUCAGGUAGCAGAUCAUUCUGACAGACAUUUGGAUCUCUCUGAAAAUGAUUAUGCUAGUGAUGAGCCCAGUGAAACUGAACAAAUCUCCAUGAAAAAGAACAUCAGUUCCUCCUCAAGAAAACAAGAUGUUCUAGCACUCUCAAGACAUCAAAGUCUCUCCCUCAGCACAAGCAGCAGUGAUUCCAGCACUGGAGCUGUCAACCUGAAAGGGAGCAAGGCUCACUCUUCUCUUCAGCAUUCUGCAUUUCAUCUCACAAAAUCCAAAAGGAGAGAGGAUGAACCUGAAUCAAAGGCCAGGCAUGUUACAAGCCUUAAUCUGCCAUCCUCAGCAGUGGUUUUUAGGGUUAAAGGAGCCCCUGCAGUGAAGCAACCACAGAAUAAACUGCCUACAAAUAUGUUAGAAGAAACCCAGAACAUCCUUUCCAGAGGAUUAGAAACUGGUGUAUAUCAUGGCGGAACCCUUUCACUGACUGGAGCAGAAGAAGAACAGGACAAAGCAAUGCAUUUUCUCAGCAGAAUACGAAUGGACCAACUCAAGGCUGUCAGGGGCCAGCAAUACAACAGAGAGCAAACUGACACAAAGGUGCAUAGCAAGUUCAAAGGAACAGCUAGAGUCAUUGGAGAAAGUGUGAAAUCAGAGGAAAUACAAAUAUUAAAGCAACAGAUUACAAGACUGCAGGAGGAGUUCAGGAGAAAUGAGUCCUGCUGGCAUGCUGCCUAUGGCAAGCUAAGAGACCAGGUUGAGAUGCUGACUAGGCAGAACAUGGAGCUUCGAGAUGAGCUCAGAGGUUCAGAACAGAAGAGGCUGAAAGCAGAAAGAAAAACAGGAACUGUGAAUCUCGUUGACAGAAAAUCAGAGACACCGGUUGCACAAGCUAUCCUGCGAGAAACAGCAUCUUUGUCCACACAAGAAGAGAGAUCACGGAGAGAGAAGCACAAGAACUGUAUCACCUCUCAUGUGGGGCCACAGGCAGCUUUGCAGGAACAUUGCUUCAGAGAUAUUAAUAGCAAAGUAUGGGUUCCUAUUGCCUUUUGCCUGAUCAAUGAUAAAAUCACUUAGUUUUUUACAAGCUUUGGCAAGUUAACUCUGUAUGUCAACUGAAAGUCUUUUUUCUCUCUUAUAUCUCUGACAGCUCCUCCACAGCCAGUUUACAACAUUGUCAAACACAUCAUUUAGAAUAUAUAGAUAC
Molecule: messenger RNA, 2390 nt
Organism: Phasianus colchicus (ring-necked pheasant)
Lineage: Eukaryota; Metazoa; Chordata; Aves; Galliformes; Phasianidae
Source: RefSeq, a predicted model, not a curated record